Messenger RNA from Funneliformis mosseae, 327 nucleotides. Lineage: Eukaryota; Fungi; Glomeromycota; Glomeromycetes; Glomerales; Glomeraceae. The record is from the annotation of a GenBank genome assembly.
AUGGAACAAUCAUUAAAUUAUACAUUACCGUUACCGUUAUACUCUAAAAUAUCAGAACCAGCUUCUAAGCAUACUUUUUCACAACAAAAAUCAACGAUUAAAUAUUUCGCGAUUUAUGGAUUCUUCAUUGUAUUAAUAUUUAUUACUUAUGUCGCUAUUUCCAAUUCGUUUAUUAGAAAUGAUAUAAAUGAUAUUAAAUUAUCAUUGAAUAAAAUUUCGGAUUUUAAAAGCAAUGUUAAUGCUAAAUUAUUCAUUGAUGAUAACGACUGGAAAGUUAAUGCUGAAAGUGAUAUAGAAGAAUUUGAUUGGACCGAAAUAACAAGUUAA